CCUCGACGGUUUAUCCGCUGCCUUGAUUGCGUCUUCAACAAGUAUACUGCAAAGCAGACGGUGAACGCGGACUCGGAAAAACCCACCGGAAAAAUGGCUUUUAGAGGAGGAAGACGAGGAAAAGGACGAGGAAAACGAGGUUAUGGUUUUGACAAGCCCGAGCCUUUUGUGAUUUUCCCUGAAACUACUUUACCCGAUCCGAAACCUAUCUCAAACGACUCGAAAUUACUUUCGAGCUACUUUGGUUUUCAGAAGUUUUGGAGAAACUCGCCUUAUCAUCUAGGCGAUGGUGUUUCAAAGCAAGAGAGUGAGAGUUUAGACAUUGAGAGGUUUUCAGACGCGUUGAAGCCGAAGAAGAAGCCUAAUAAGAGUGGUUCCUCUUUUUACGAUUUUCUUCUUCUUAGACCUGAUAACUUCCCUAAAGAACUUCUUGGAGGUACUCGAAGAGGGCCUGUGAAGAGAGCAAAAUGGACUCAAGAAAUAGCAAACAAUGUUACAAGAGAACUCAAGCUUGUGUUCAAUUUGGCAGAUUUGAAGGAUCCUGAAGAGAAUGAAGAAGAAGAAGAAGAAGAAGAAGACAAGGAAGAGAAUGAAGAAGGAGAAGACAAGAAAGAGAAUGAAGAAGGAGAAGACAAGGAAGAGAAUGAAGAUGGUGAAGAAGUUGAGGAAUCAGAGGGAGAAGAAUUGGAUAACGGAGACUAUGAUCAGAAUCAAGACUUUGAUGAUGAUGAUGAUGACGAUUAUAACCAGGCGGCUGAUGAUGAAGAAGUGUAU
Molecule: messenger RNA, 774 nt
Organism: Thlaspi arvense
Lineage: Eukaryota; Viridiplantae; Streptophyta; Magnoliopsida; Brassicales; Brassicaceae
Source: the annotation of a GenBank genome assembly